Messenger RNA from Tuber melanosporum (Perigord truffle), 900 nucleotides. RefSeq lists its product as uncharacterized. The transcript has 2 exons. Gene Ontology annotation, cellular component: preribosome, small subunit precursor; nucleolus. NCBI's taxonomy places the organism in Eukaryota, Fungi, Ascomycota, Pezizomycetes, Pezizales, Tuberaceae. The record is from RefSeq and is a predicted model, not a curated record. Gene Ontology annotation, biological process: maturation of SSU-rRNA from tricistronic rRNA transcript (SSU-rRNA, 5.8S rRNA, LSU-rRNA). Bases 97 to 819 code for a protein of 240 amino acids.
CAUAAAUUAUCGUACUGGUACAGUACACUCCAUUCACCGGGGAGAAAUCCUUCACCACCACGACCAACAUCUCCCCCCGCCACCAGCAGACGGAAUAUGCCACCCAAAAAUCAUAAACACCAAAAACGUCGGCGUCGACCCCUAAUAAACCCAACGGGCCCAAAGACCUCCACAACUCACCUGAAAAAGAAAGUCCGCGACCUCCAGCGCCUCCUAAAUAACCCCAGCAGUUCCCUACCAGCCGAUGUCAGGCUAGAAAGCGAACGCGCUCUAUCAGCCUUCCAAUCCGAACUCUCGUCAGUCCAAAGCGCGGCGAAAGAGAGGAGAAUUGCGAAGCGAUAUCAUAUGGUUCGGUUUUUCGAGAGACAAAAGGCUACGAGGAAAUUGCGCAAAGUGGAGAGGGAGCUGGAGAAGGUAGGGGGUAAAAAUGGGAUGGCGGAGGCAGAGAAGAAGGUUUACGAGGCUAGGUUGGACCUUAAUUACAUCAUGCAUUACCGCCCCGGGGAAAAGUACAUUUCCUUGUUUAAGGAUGCGGGGGUGAUGCGGGAGAAGAGAGAGGGGAUUCGCAGGGAGGUUGAGAGGCGGAUGGCGAGAGGCGCGUUGGGGCAGAGUACUAUGGAUUUUGAUGAUGGGGGGGAUCAGGAGGAGGGGGGUGUGGAAUUGAGGAGCGGUGGAGAAGGGGAGAGGCUUGAGAGGAGGGAUAAGAGGGGCGGGAGGACAGAGAAGAAGGAUAGGAGGGGCAAGAAGCGGGACGGGUCGAAGAAUGCCCCAGGAGAGGAAAAGAAGUUGGAGGAGCUGGAUGACUUUUUCGAGUUUUAACCUCCCGUGCCAGUUUCAUAACGCUCACAGAUAUCAUGCAUGGUGGGGCAACAUGUGAAAAAAUCAGGGGGACUGUUCUUG